Belonocnema kinseyi is the source of this 525-nucleotide messenger RNA. RefSeq lists its product as uncharacterized. Lineage: Eukaryota; Metazoa; Arthropoda; Insecta; Hymenoptera; Cynipidae. Gene Ontology annotation, molecular function: catalytic activity. The transcript has a single exon. Bases 1 to 525 code for a protein of 174 amino acids. The record is from RefSeq and is a predicted model, not a curated record.
AUGCGGUAUACGGACAUCAGAGGUCAAACCGUUGCUGAGUGGGUUGCCGAGAACGAGCUGGUGGUCCUAAACGUAGGGGACAAACCAACAUACCUAGCAAGGGGCUACUCCUCAGUGCUGGACAUAACUUUUGCCACAGAAGAUGUCAGCCAAAAAAUUAAGCAAUGGGGCGUAAAAGAUAAUGAAUCUUUGAGUGACCAUAGAUACAUUAUCUUUAGGACCGAGGAGCAAAAGGGGAAGAUGACCUAUAAAAACAGAAGGUACAUCGGAUGGUGUACAUCUAAAUUGGACAAGCAAAAGCUGAACCAAAUAUCUGGCGAAAUCACCAUUGAUGAACACACAACCUCAGCAGACGGUUUCUCAAAAGUGCUGACACAACUGUGCAAUAAGACUAUGCCGAAAAGGCUAAUAACUCCUGGAAGAAAGAGUGCAUACUGGUGGAAUGAGGAAAUAGCACAACUGCGGGUAGACUGCAAUAAAGCUAGAAGGAUCUACACCAGAAGUGUAAUGGGUACAAAAUCGUGA